AUGCUCCUGCUGCUCCUGCUCCUCACCCCAAGCACCCCAGCCGCCUUCCUCAUCGCCCCCGUCCGCUGGACGACAAGCGAGCGGGCCACCACCGUCUUCAUGCCGCGUGCCAUCAAAGCCAUCCCCGGCACCAUGGCGGAGCCGACCCCUUUCAAGCGCGCCGCCUCCGCUCAGCCUGGCAGUGUGCCACACCAGGAUGACGCCGACGCGAGCUUCAAGGGCGUGGCCAUUGAGGGCGCCCCCUCGACCGUCGGCGCCCCCACUGCCGCCGGCCAGGCAGGUGGCAGCGCCUCUGCACCGACCAGGCGGGGCUCGUGGUACCGCAUGCUGCUGGGGGAGCGACCGGCUGCGGCCCUGAGCACACCCACGGUCAGCGCUGGCCGCGGCCACACCGGCUUCAGCUCUGCCCUGGCCGGUAUUGACCCUGCCUCUAGCUUUGUCGACGGCAUCGACGGCCUUGUCCCUGAGCAGGGCGGCACAGGCCAACUGGGUUGA
Molecule: messenger RNA, 495 nt
Organism: Monoraphidium neglectum
Lineage: Eukaryota; Viridiplantae; Chlorophyta; Chlorophyceae; Sphaeropleales; Selenastraceae
Exons: 1
Coding region: 1-495 (164 amino acids)
Source: RefSeq, a predicted model, not a curated record